Molecule: messenger RNA, 2016 nt
Organism: Cladophialophora carrionii CBS 160.54
Lineage: Eukaryota; Fungi; Ascomycota; Eurotiomycetes; Chaetothyriales; Herpotrichiellaceae
Exons: 2
Coding region: 1-2016 (671 amino acids)
Biological process (GO): positive regulation of transcription by RNA polymerase II; DNA-templated transcription
Molecular function (GO): sequence-specific DNA binding; DNA-binding transcription factor activity, RNA polymerase II-specific; zinc ion binding
Source: RefSeq, a predicted model, not a curated record
AUGGAGCCGUGCGACAGACAGCUACCGUCAUGUUCCCAGUGUGUCGCUGUGGGUGCGGAAUGCAGGGGCUUCAAUUCAGCCCGCGACGCCGCCGUUCCACGAAGUAUCGUACACCAUCUUGAGAAUGAGAUUGCCAGCCUCGAGUUGAAAUUGGCAGAACUGGGCUGCGACGAGGCUGAGAUCCAGGAACUUGAUCACAACGAGCCUACUUCUGUCCUUGGUAUGACUGCUAUGAUCGAUGAGCCGCCGCAGAUCUCCUCCUCGGACACGGAGAUCAGAGAGCAAAACGUGGCGGUCGAACAUGCGAUGAGCAGUCCCACUUCGAAUACACCCUCGCGCCAUCGGAGAACAUCGAGCUCCCGAGAUGCGACCAAGGAGCGUGUGAUUGCCAGCGCCGAAAUGCAAUCGAUGAUCAAUGCGACCUUGCCAGUCGGCCCGUCGCUAACAGAUGUAGUACGGCGAGUCCGGAUGGGACUCACACCGUCGCUUGUGCUCUCACCUGAGGCGAAGGAGCAGGCCCAAAGCAAGACGCCGGCCCAGAAUCGCGAUAGCGAGCCCGAGGCCGAUGUGUCGAUCUUGGCAAGCCUUCCGUCUCACGUGGUCCACACGUUGGUCAAGAAGUACGUGCAGCGCAUGCUCCCCGUCCACCCCUUUCUCUACGAGCCCACGAUAUGGGAACAGCUCGACCGCGUGCUCUUGAAGAUCCCACGAUCUGAAGGGGGACGGUCUUGCCCACAGACGGUACGGCUCGACUACGACUUCCUCGUCAUCUACUUAAUUCUCUCCGUGUCUACAACUUUGGGCAGCGCAAAGGUAGGGCACGGUGCCCGGUGCAUGGCCUUCUCGGAAGCGCUCUUCAAGGAAGGGAUUCGUCACCUCUCGCAGAAUGCGGCGUAUCCUUCAGACAUGGCUUGGAUCCAAGUGACGUUGCUGAUUCUGCAGUACGCAUCCAUCAACCCAAAGCUGGGAAAUGUGUGGAUCCUCAGCGGGUUCGCCAUGCGCAACUGCCUCGAGCUGGGUCUGCAUCGUGAAGUGUCGGAGAGUAUGGGUCUGGACCCUUUGACUGUCGAUUUACGCAGACGCAUCUUUUGGGCCGCAUACUGUAUGGAUCGGUCCAUUUGUGCGGCGCUCCAGAGGCCCCUGUCUAUUCCCGACCCGGCGAUCGAUACGAGCGUCAUGUCAGUGCUCGAAGAUCGGUGCAUCACUUCCCGUGGACUCGAUCACCGAGGACAGGCAACCAAGAAGCUGGCCAUUCGCUGGAUCGAAUAUCGACGAGUGCAAUCCACCAUCAUCGAAGUCCAUUUCCAAGGCCGCCUGCUGGAACCCCAACAGACAUGGCAGGAGUGGCUGGCGGCAACAGAGCGACGGCUAUGGGAAUGGUACCAAUCCGAUCUCCCACACGACGGGUGGACCGAGUUCGCGUUAAUGCACGGUCUGGUAAUGUUGCACCGCCCUUCGUCUCGCGUGCCCUUGCCAUCCUCCACAAGCAUGUCCACGGCUUUCGAGGCCGCCUGCUCGUCGGCCAAGAGCUGCCGCGGGCAGAUCCUGUCGGGAUAUUUCCCGCGCCCAUGGCUUGCGGCUCAUCACACCUUCGAAACGGCCCUGGUAGUGCUGUUCUGUUUACGACACAACUUCGAGGCGAUUGCGCUGCAAUUCAGCCCCAAUGAGAUCUUUGACAUGACAAAGCUCUUCACUUCGAACCUGCUGACUAUUUCGAGUCAAGGCUGGACCGAAGUCUCCGAGUAUGCGGCCAUUUACGAGAGACUGCUGGGUCCACUACUCCAUGCCAUUUUCACGCGAUCCAGAUCCGUCUCGACGGCGUAUACUCCAGAGCAGGAGGAGGAACUGGCUCGGCUGCUGUACCCCAGUCCCGCACAUCCUCAGGAGCUGCGAUUCGCGGAUGUAAGCGGCGCCAGCGUCACCGAGGAUCUGUUCUCCUUCGACGCGGGGGUAUUCAACUGGGAGGACGAUUUGCUUGCGAACGACACGGAUUCCUUCCCUUUGUUGUUAUUCUAG